This is a messenger RNA of Glycine soja, 1213 nucleotides long. Its product is annotated as short-chain dehydrogenase TIC 32, chloroplastic-like. The coding region runs from base 109 to 1068 and encodes 319 amino acids. Lineage: Eukaryota; Viridiplantae; Streptophyta; Magnoliopsida; Fabales; Fabaceae. The transcript is spliced from 8 exons. The record is from RefSeq and is a predicted model, not a curated record.
GACGUAAUAAUAAAUAAAUAAAAUUUCUUAUUAGUAACCUUUCAGCUUAUUACAUUUUGUUUACCGUCGUUUUCGUUCAGAGAGACAGAACAAAUACGAAACGACAGCAUGUGGUGGCCGUUCAGCAGAAAAGAGAAAGAGGGUUCUGGAUUUUCAUCUUCUUCCACUGCCGAGGAAGUUACUGAAGGAAUCGAUGGCACUGCCCUCACUGCUAUUGUUACAGGGGCAUCUAGUGGUAUUGGUGCUGAGACUACCCGUGUUCUUGCUAUGCGUGGUGUCCAUGUAAUUAUGGGGGUGAAAAAUAUGAAUGCUGCAAAAAAUAUAAAAGAAACAAUACUUAAAGGGAUUCCCUCAGCUAAAGUUGAUGCUAUGGAGUUAGACCUUAGUUCAAUGACAUCUGUUCGAAAAUUUGCAUCAGAGUUCAUUUCUUCUAGUCUUCCACUAAACAUUUUGAUAAACAAUGCAGGAAUUUUUGGAACCCCUUUCAUGCUGUCUGAAGAUAACAUCGAACUACAAUUUGCCACAAAUCAUAUAGGUCAUUUUCUUUUAACAAAUCUGUUAUUGGAUACUAUGAAGAAAACAACACAUGAAAGUAAGAAACAAGGAAGAAUUGUUAAUGUCUCCUCACAGGGUCAUCAAUUCACCUAUCGGGAAGGAAUCCUUUUUGAUAAACUUAAUGAUCAAUCAAGUUAUCAGGCAUUCCGUGCAUAUGGACAGUCAAAGCUUGCUAACAUUUUACAUGCCAAUGAACUUGCUAGACGUCUUAAGGAAGAUGGGGUAGAUAUUACUGCUAAUUCUCUUCAUCCAGGAGCCAUUGCCACCAAUAUCCAUCGUUACAAUAGUGUAUUGACUGGACUACCAGGUGUAGUUAAGAAGUUGCUGAGUUAUGUAGUUAAAAAUGUUCAGCAGGGAGCAGCAACAACUUGCUAUGUAGCAUUGCACCCACAAGUGAGGGGAAUUAGUGGUGAGUAUUUUGCAGAUAGUAAUAUUGCCAAAGCAAACUCACAAGGAAGGGACAUUGAUUUGGCUGAGAAACUCUGGGACUUCAGCAUGAAUUUGACCAAGUAGAAAUGUAGAAUACUUGGUGGCAAUUGUCAAUGCAGAUAACAUUCAUUCUUAGUGAAUGAAAAAUGUUAGAUGAUAUUAAUGCUACUCUGUAUUAUUUUACUAUUUUUAAUGAGAUGCCUAUCUUUUAAGGAUUUCAAAUCUUACA